Molecule: messenger RNA, 1243 nt
Organism: Aspergillus costaricaensis CBS 115574
Lineage: Eukaryota; Fungi; Ascomycota; Eurotiomycetes; Eurotiales; Aspergillaceae
Product: WD repeat-containing protein
Exons: 3
Coding region: 1-1128 (375 amino acids)
Biological process (GO): mRNA export from nucleus
Cellular component (GO): THO complex part of transcription export complex
Molecular function (GO): protein binding
Source: RefSeq, a predicted model, not a curated record
AUGGCGCCUCCUCGACGGAACCUGCUUCCAAAAGACCGGUUUGGUCUUGCGUUUGGUGGCCUAAAAACACAAAACUACCAUGAUCCUGCUGCUCGUGGGCCUGGUUCUCAUACAAUUCGCACAAUAGCAUGGAACCCUACCGGCCAACUCAUUGCCACCGGCUCCGCAGACCGUACCCUUCGAAUCUGGAACCCUGAGCGCUCGCAAGUGAAAUACUCCACCGAACUGCGCGGCCAUACUGCUGGAAUUGAGAAAGUCGUGUUCAACCCAGUUCGAGACUCCGAGCUGGCUAGCUGCUCCACCGAUGGAACCGUUCGCGUUUGGGAUGUCCGGUCAAAGACCUGCGUCAGUCGUCUAGACGUCGGAGGCGAGGCAUUCACCCUGUCCUGGUCUGCUGAUGGAAGGGUAAUGAUUGUUGGCAGGAAGGACGACACCCUCAUACCCAUCUCCGUCGAAUCCCCAUCCACCCCAAUCAUCCACCCAGACGGACCACCCAACGCCGCAGCAACGCAACAGCAACAGCAACAGAAGCCCACCUUUACACCAUCAAUCUACACAGCCCUAGAAGCACACCCCCAACCCAUUCAAACAAACGCAACAACUUUCUCACACCACAUCUCCACCCCUUCCUCCCCCGACCUCCACCUCUUCGCCACAACCGGCGAAGGCACCGUCAAAAUCAUUUCUUACCCGUCCUUCGACGUCCUCCACACCCUCCACGCCCAUACGUCCGCCUGCCUUUCCAUCUCCCUAGCACCCACAGGUCGCUACCUUGCCGUCGGGGGCAGCGACGCCCUCAUCUCGCUAUGGGAUACAACAGACUGGAUCUGCAAGCGCACUGUUUCGAGCAACAAUGGUGGAGCCGUGCGCGGCGUGAGCUGGAGCUUCGACGGUAGAUUCAUCUGCGGUGCUUGUGACGAAGUAGGCUGUGGCGGUAAUGGCUUGGAGAUCUUCCAUGCGGAAACGGGCGAGAGUGUUCAUACCGUUCCUACGGGGGGCAAUGCCAAUUCGGGGAUUCCGGCUGUCGCGUGGCAUCCGUCGAGGUAUUGGCUUGCGUAUUCUACUACUGCGGAUGGGUCGGGGCCGGGUGGAUUGAGAAUUGUAGGGGCUGCGGGUGGGAAUUUGUAGGGAUGGUUGGUAUUUUGGUUUGAUGAGUUGAUAUCUAUUUUCGCAUUUUUGUGUAUGUGUGUGUUGUGGCGUUUGGUGCGUCGGAUGUUUUAUUUGAGCUUACGAUGCUUACGGU